AUGGCUCCCGCGUGGGCAGCAGCCACAGCGCUGAGAAUCCAUCACAUCACCAACAAUGUAGCGGAAAUUGUGGGUCUCCGCAGGCUGUUGGCGUACGCGUGGGAAAAGAAAUGGACCAAAUGGCACGUGGUUGGCGAUAGUGCUCUGGUGCUGGGCAUGACGGAGCAGCGGAGAAGCCCGAAACCAACCAAGUUGAUACAGCACGACAAGGUGGUAGAUUGGCUAGCAAAUCUGGCUAUGGAUCGGGGAAGAAGUUACAUGACGUCUACUGAAGAGGGAAUGUUAGCUGCUCCGAUUGUGGUGGGACUGAAACAGCUCCUAUGUUACGUGGGGAAGGAGAAGACUGCGGACUCGAAGAUUACAGAGAAGAGUCGUGACACUGACAAGAAUGUAUUCGCCUGGUCAGAAUGGCUAGUAGAGUUCAUCCCAAUGGUGGGAAAGUAA
Messenger RNA from Phytophthora megakarya, 444 nucleotides. NCBI's taxonomy places the organism in Eukaryota, Oomycota, Peronosporomycetes, Peronosporales, Peronosporaceae. The record is from the annotation of a GenBank genome assembly.